AUGAUAGAUAAAUUCGUGUGUGCUGAGAUUCCGAAUCCAGAUGUAGAUCCUUUACUGUACGAGAUAGUAAAGGCUAACAUGAUACAUGGACAAUGUGGACUUUUGAACAAAAAUUCUCCGUGCAUGAAAGGAGGUGUUUGCAGCAAACGUUAUCCAGUUACGCUCAUUCAAGAAACUCAAAGAGGUGAAGAUGGCUAUCCAAAAUAUAGAAGGCGAUCAACAAACGAUGGUGGUUUCAAAGUGAGUAUUGAGUCAAUUGACUUAGAUAACAGUUCAAUCAAGUCUAUAAAAUAUGUAUGCAAAUAUGUCACAAAAGGUAGUGAUCACGCAGCGUUUGGUUUAGGAAAAUCUGACCAUACAGAUGAAAUAAAAAUAUAUGAAAGUGGCAGGUAUAUCAGUAGUUCCGAAGCAGCUUGGAAAAUUUUAGGUUUUUAUAUACACGAUAGGUAUCCAGCUAUUAUUCAUCUUGAUGUUCACCUAGAAAAUGGACAACGUGUCUACUUCACAGCAAAUAAUGUUGCCGAAAGAAUAGAAAAUCCACCAACAACUCUUCAGGCUUUUUUCCAGAUAUGUCAAACCGAUAAUUUUGCAAGAACAUUGCUUUAUCCACAAGUUGCUUCGUAUUAUGUGUGGAAAAAUAAGAAUUUUGUUAGACGUAAACAAGGCCAGAAUGUCGAAGGUUGGCCAGGAGUUAAGAAAGAUACAGCUUUGGGUAGAGUUUAUACAAUCCACCCAAACAAUGUUGAAUGUUACCAUCUUCGUCUUCUUCUUCAUUACGUAAAAGGUCCAACAUCGUAUUCAUUUUUGAAGAUUGUGAACAAUAUCGAGUAUCCGACAUUCCAGGCCACAUAUAAAGCACUUGGAUUAUUAGAAGAUGACAAUCAGUAG
Sipha flava (yellow sugarcane aphid) is the source of this 888-nucleotide messenger RNA. RefSeq lists its product as uncharacterized. Lineage: Eukaryota; Metazoa; Arthropoda; Insecta; Hemiptera; Aphididae. The coding region runs from base 1 to 888 and encodes 295 amino acids. The transcript has 2 exons. The record is from RefSeq and is a predicted model, not a curated record.